This is a messenger RNA of Bemisia tabaci, 9565 nucleotides long. Its product is annotated as protein lap4. Gene Ontology annotation, biological process: receptor clustering; neurotransmitter receptor transport, endosome to postsynaptic membrane; embryo development. The record is from RefSeq and is a predicted model, not a curated record. Gene Ontology annotation, cellular component: postsynaptic density; adherens junction; basolateral plasma membrane. NCBI's taxonomy places the organism in Eukaryota, Metazoa, Arthropoda, Insecta, Hemiptera, Aleyrodidae. Gene Ontology annotation, molecular function: protein kinase binding.
CUUCACCCCGAGCCAGUCUCAUAUCGUGACGUCAUGACAACAUCCGUUAGUUCAUCAAGGAAUUUGUGAUUUGUUGAUUGUGUCUCUGGAAUUACGUUGGCAGUUGUAAAAUCGUUGUGCUCUGCGUUGUGCGCGUCGCUGUGCCGUGCCGUGUUUAUCUUCGAAACUCUGGGAUUUUGCGUCGGCGAUCCUCGGGAUUAAAUUGUGCAGUGUAUUCUACUAUGUGGUGUGUCUUAUCAUUGUGAAGUCAUGUUUCGCUGUAUUCCCAUCUUCAAGGGAUGUAACCGACAUGUCGAGUUCGUCGACAAGCGUCACUGUUCGCUCGCUUGUGUCCCAGAAGACAUUUUGAGAUACUCCAGGAGUUUGGAGGAAUUGCUGCUCGAUGCAAAUCAGAUUUGCGAGCUACCAGAGAGCUUUUAUCGAUUGCACAGGCUGCGGAAACUCACUUUGAGUGACAAUGAGAUCCUGUGUCUCUCGCCGAACAUCCAGAACUUCAAAAAUUUGGUGGAGUUGGAUUUCUCCCGAAAUAACAUAUCUGAAAUUCCUGAUACGAUAAGGCAUCUUCAGGCCCUGCAAUGCUUAGAUUUCAGCAGUAACCCCAUACAAAGUUUGCCUGAGGGGUUUAUUGAACUUAGAAAUUUAACCGUUCUUGGGCUGAACGACAUGUCUCUAGUCAAGCUACCUUUAGAUUUUGGCAAUUUAAUUAGUCUAGAAUCACUGGAACUACGAGAAAACAUGUUAAAAUCGCUACCUGAAUCUUUUUCUCAGUUAACUAAGUUGGAAAGGCUUGACAUAGGAGAUAACAAUAUUGAUGAAUUACCUCGAAAUAUAGGUAAACUACCGUCUUUAGUAGAACUAUGGAUUGACCACAAUGAAUUACAGCAUUUACCUCCAGAAAUCGGACAGCUUUCGAAUCUGAUGUGUUUAGACGUGUCAGAAAAUAGGUUAGAAGAUAUUCCAAAUGAAAUUGGCGGUCUAGUCAACUUGACAGACCUGCAUUUAUCUCAGAAUGUGAUUCAAACUUUACCGGACGGAAUAGGGAAUUUAACUAAAUUAACAAUUUUAAAAGUUGACCAAAAUAGAUUGACGUCUCUGAAUGAAAAUAUUGGGAAUUGUGUAAAUUUACAAGAAUUAAUUUUAACUGAAAAUUUUUUAAUAGAACUGCCUCCAACAAUAGAAAAACUAGUUAAUCUAACAAAUUUAAAUGUCGACAGAAAUAGUCUUCAUUGUCUUCCUUCUCAAAUAGGUAAUUUGUCAAAAUUAGGUGUGCUAUCUCUCAGAGACAAUAAAUUAUUUUAUCUACCGACGGAAGUAGGAAACUGUUCAUCACUCCAUGUUUUAGAUGUUUCCGAUAAUAGGUUACAGUAUUUGCCGUACUCUUUAGCGAAUUUAAAUUUAAAAGCAGUUUGGUUAUCAGCUAAUCAAGCGCAGCCUUUACUUAACUUCCAAACAGACAUUGAUGAAAAGACAAACGAACAAGUUUUAACUUGUUUCCUGUUACCUCAAGUUGAAGACAGAUCUGAAGUAUUUCCUGGUCAAGUGAACGGUGGCUGUGAAGAAAAUUAUGAAACUUACAGUCAGUACCGAGAGUAUUAUGAAGAAGACUGGCAAGACAAAAAUUCCUCCCACAGACUCUCAGUCAAGUUUUCUGACGAUACUCAAGUGGAAGAUAAUAAAAACACGUCAUUUGUGAGACAAAAUACGCCACAUCCCAAAGAAUUGAAAGCCAAAGCUAUGAAAUUAUUUUCAAAAUCAAAAUCCAAUGACUCCAGUAGAGAAAUGACCGCAGAAGAAUUGGAGGAAGUUAAAAACCAUUCUCAAAAGGAUCAACUUCAAACUGAGACGGAACAGCCGGCCAGCGCACGGAGUUCCUAUUCCGAGCCUCCGACUGAAGCGAAAGAUUCUGUUAAAUUAAAUUCUAUCCAUGAAAUAUCACCCAAUGAGCAUGGUGUUGAGUCGUGUAGUGAUACGUGUCCUAGUGAAUCAGAAGACUUUAGCAGAGAGGAAAAGCAUGUUGGAUUCGACGCUGUUACUAACACUACCGCGGUUUUUGAGGAUAACAGACCGAAUCGGUUGCACCGGAGGGACACUCCGCAUCACCUUAAGAAUAAGCGUAUCCACUCAGCCAAUCCGGACAUCGACGAUGAAAAAGUGGCUGCCAUACUAGCGAGUGUUCUUAAAAAGCAGCCAGCUUCCACAGAUAUCGAUGAUCAUAAAAAGGCAUCAAACUCAAAUCCGACUGUUCAGCCUGUCAACGGGGAUACGCAAGAUUCUUGCACAGGCGAAACAAGAUUAGAAAGGAUAAGAAUUGAAAUUGAAAAAGGUUCCACUGGAUUAGGUCUAUCCAUAGCUGGUGGUGUCGGCUCAACUCCGUUUGUAGGCAAUGAUGAUGGCAUAUUUAUCUCCAGAGUAACAGAAGGUGGACUUGCCCAUAAAUCAGACGUCAGGGUCGGCGAUAAACUGCUAGCUGUGAAUGGUCAUUCCUUAGUGAAAGCAGACCACUAUACAGCAGUAGAAGUGCUGCGAUCCGCUGGUCAAACAUUAACUUUUGAUAUCAUACGUGAAGUACCUGUCAUGCAGACUCCCUCAAAGACUGAUUUUAAUUCUAAAAAUGGAGGAAGCACAACAAAAGAUGUCGACUCAGCAAAUUCCUCUGUUACCACUAGUCGAGCACCCAGCAGAACGUCUCAUAAUUCUGUCGUCACUUCUGGUCCUGAAUCGACUGCUCCGAAUCAUGCAGAUUCCUUAAAUAAGGUGAAAAAAAUUCCAGAGCCUUUGAAAGAUGUAGAAAUGCGCAAACAAACAAUUUACGCUACCCUUUUCCGAGAUCAAAAUGGCCUUGGUUUCAGUAUAGCAGGAGGAAAAGGAUGCCCUCCCUUUAAAGAUGACUCUGAUGCAAUAUUCAUCUCCAAAAUAACAGAUGGCGGUGUUGCUGAUAGAGAUGGAACCCUUCAAGUAGGAGACCGUGUUGUUUCUAUAAACGGUAUCGAUCUUGAAGGUGCCAGGCAUGACCAAGCCGUAACAAUGCUGACAGGACUGGAACGACACAUCAGGAUAGUUGCUGAGCGAGAGGUGGCUGUACCGAAGGGCCAAAGCACCCCAACGCAAAGUCCUGGACCAGAGAAGUCACCAAAAGUGUUCGGGGUCCCAAAACCAUACACCAGCCUGUACAGCGCUAACAGUUACAUGGCAAACCGUCCUUCAUAUACAGGCAUCAGAUCCGCAGUCAGCUCACCUGUUUUUAAGGAAGCCAGCCCCAUUCCACCUCCGAAACCUGCGCCAAGGAAGUUGACCCCAUCCUCGUCCAUUGACGCCGAUUCUGAGAUACAGGAUCACCAUCCACCCAAACCAAUUACAAACGAAGAAUUCCAAGCAAUGAUUCCACCCCAUUUCCUCUACCACCAUCCACCGUCGACUGAGAAGUCGGAUGAUCACGGGAAACUGGUAUCCCUAACGAUAAAACAGCCUGAUCCUCAUUUGAAUGGCAUUGUCUUCCCCGAAGCUCCAACGGCUCUCGGAAAAGUGACCGAAACUAUCACUAAAAGUACCUUGACGGAAACUGUCGUCACGCGAGUUACUGAAAAUAAACUAGCCAAACCCGUUCCUAUUAAGGAGGGAACCAAAAUUGAAAAUCCUGAUGAAAGCAAACAGAAAGUGAUCGAAUCACCUACUGAAAUCACUCCUCCGUCCAAACCGCAGCCUGAGUCAUGUUCAGAAGUACAGUUGCCAUCUCAACCAACAGCUCAAUCGCCGACUCCAGCUGCUGAUCAGUCGCUACCCCAACUUCCUACUCAGCCACCGCCAAAACCUCAAAUACCACCUAAGACAUUCGCAAAACCGCAGCUGCUUCCAAAACCAAAACCUCCUCCGGCAACAGAAGAAAUUGCUUGCGAAAAAAGCCCGUGCCCUGAACCUACACCUACUAACUCUAUCAUCGAGAACAAAGAGUCUGCUGUAUUGGACGUCGUGAGAGCGGCAGAGCAGUUAGUUUUAGAUGCCAACGAUUUGCAGCUUAACCCGAAAUCACCUGGAGGCCCGAAGUCUGGGAACAGUUUGAAGACAACAACCAUUGUCAUGAGCAAACACACAUUGGCACCCCAGAACUCCACCGAAAACGAACCUUUGCCAACACCAGCUAGUCCUGUCAAAAAAUCCGUUAGUGACAAGCUGAGGUUUUUCGAAAAGGCUAUGGAGGAGCAAAACCAUCCUUCACCAAAACCAGCAGGACUAUAUCUUAAUACAGAGCGAGCUUUCAGCUUUCUGAGUCAAGAUGAGUUAGAGAAACUCAAGCAGGAAGAAGAAAAGAAAAUUGCCACACUAUCCAAAGACGACUUAAAACUGAUGACCCACUCAGAAGAACGUGAAAUGGAGGAUGAAUUUGAUGAGAACAUGAAGAACGUUAUUUUGUCAGAUGUCAAAACAUCAUCAAGUCACUCUGGAAUUCUGAAUGCUGAUAUACCCGACGAUUCAGUAAUAAGUCCUUCAUCUGGCCUUGUUCGCACUGCAAAAGCUGAGAAUCGCUUGAAAACCAAGCUCAUUCAGGACGGCAUACUGAAAGCAGAUGAAUCGGACAAAGAACUUUCUCAAGCAGAGCAGCGAGCGCUGAAUGCUGAAAAAAGAGCAGCCUGGAGACAAGCCCGGCUUAAAUCUUUGGAGCAGGACGCUCUGCAAGCGCAGAUAGUUAUCAAGAAGAUGAGCGAAAUGACUGGAAAUCUGGAUAAGAGGACAAACCCUGAAUCCACAGAGCAAGCGGCCAUAAUUGAAAAUGUGAACGUCAAUCAAACUUACAGUCAAAAUAACAACAAUAAAAUCAGUAACAUCAACAAUAAUAUAGCCAACGCCAACAUCAAUGUUGUCAACAGGACGGCUCUGGCAGAUGAACAGAACAAUAUAAUCGAGCAGGUUGAUACAUCACCGAACAAAAAAUUAUCGCUGGACCUCUCACCUUUCGAGAAGAGUAGAAAAGAGGAAAACGAUGAAAGCGAACAGAGCUCUUCAUCGGUGCCAAUUACGCCAACAACGCCAACGCAGUCCUCUGACGAACAAGCGUUUAAUCUGAAUAAAAAGAGGAAAAACAGAAAGCGAAACAAAAAGAAAUGAAGAGGGUAGUUCAUUUCCCUCGCCUCAUCUUCAUUGCGUACAGCUCUUUAAAUAAGAGUGAUUCCAUCACAAGAACAAAUCAGACGAACUGUUUUUAACUUUUGCUUGUGAAAUGUUCGUCAAAAGCACUCGGUAAAAAUUCCUGAAUGAUGAAUUUACUAAGGGGCUAUACCUCUUGAACGCUUAGCAAACUACCCCUGAAGUGCUUUGCUCUCUAGGCGUUUUGUGUUACUCAAAUGAUUUUAUAUCUUAGAGUAUGAUAUUGCUCCAUGUAUGAAGCGUAUGAAACAUUUUUUUAAACUGCAUUAACUACAAGACCCAAGAAUUUUUUGUAAUGAAACCUCUCAAGUUAAAUUUGAGCAUAUUAAGUUCUAAGAAAAUGCAUUUUUUUUCUUUCUUACUUUAAUGCAACCAUCAGGAGUUAUCAGUAUUGUUAUAUUUCUGUGAUAUUCAAUUGUUCUUCACUGUGGAUUGUGAAGUUUUCCUCAAGUGUUUACUAAAUCACACUGUAACAUUUUGAAAUUGUGUUUUCAUUCAGUAUUUACAGAAUACCCCUUCAGGGUAACUAUUCUUAAGGGCCUUUUUAUUCAUCUUUUUCUUCAAUUGAAUGGUCCAACAUGGUCAAUCGUGAUCGUACAAUCGUGUUUUGAUAGUUGAUAUGUUAAACGAAACAAAGAAUUUUCGUAUUGUAAUUAGAAGUGAUGACACUCGUACAUAAGCACUUUCAAAAUGCUUUCUGAAAGAUUUUUCCCAAAGCUUUUACUUCUUUAAAUUUGCAAGGUGAAAAUUCAACUUACUUAUUGUAAAGCAUAGACCAUCUGGACAUGAUUGUAUGUAUGACAAGCGCAACCGAUCUAUUGGGAACCUACACUCGUAUCAUGAGAGGGCUGUCUCGUUGAAUUGAAGCAAAUGAAUUAAGGUGGAUUUUUUUCAUGCAUAAAUAUUUAACUUAGUUGCUAUGUGUAUUAUUUUGUGUUCUAGAUUUUUGACAUUUUGUUAUCUACAUGUAAAGAAAUUUUUGGUAAAUUCUCAAGUAUCAUUUUGCGGUUAUAACCAUCUGCAACUUGUUUUUAUGGAGUCAACCAAAUCUCCACGUGGUAAUUUUUUGAUAGAGCCUAAUGAUCAUUUCAUUGGUCAACACUUUCACCUCAGUUGGUAUUCAUAAUGAUAUACAUUGUCUUUACAAAACAUUUUUGCUUCCUUGGUGACUAUGUAUUUUAUGGUAGUGCAACUUGGCUAAAAUUUUUAGAGACCAAGUUUAUCUAACUGCAUAAUGCCGCUAGAGAGGUUUUUUAGGUACCAGAUCAGACAAGCCUUUUUUGUCACCGAUGAAAUGGAAGCCCUUUUUGCUAAAAUAUGUGUUAUACUUUAUAAAGCUGUGGCCUAAGUAAUGGUCAUGUACAUUGUCAAGUUCUGUAUUACUUGAAUCCGUCCGAGGUACUGUAGUUUUAUCGCUUGAUUUGUUGUCAGUAAUUGUUAUCUACUUAAGUUACACUGUGUGUACAUAAUGCUUUGAAAACCGACAAAUUUUCUAUUCUGAAGUUUGUGUUCACUCUGUGAAAUGUUAAAAGCUAAAAACUUAACUUUUAUCAUCCAUGGUAACAAACCCUUUCUUUCCACCUCUAGAAUAACCAGAAAAGCUUGUUGUUCUCCCUAUGAUGUGUUCAGAAUAGUUAAAGUUUCUGAUAAUGCACCUAAACAGUGUUGAAAAAUGGUGUUAAUUUUCAUCAUAGUAUUAUUUUGUUUAAUGAGUCAACUAUUGUCUUGUCUUAGAAAGCAAACCGUUGAUACAUAUUUCUUCCUGCUUUGAAUCUCAAACUUCUAACCAGAUUCUUUUGUUGGAAAUCCCAUCUAAGCCCAAAUUGUUGUGAGCUCAUUAAGAGAGUGCAAAGAAAAGGAUGGAAAGAGAACGGUCACUAAAAAUCAUUGUUUUCGUAAACUUGAUAUUAUCAUUUGUGAAUGCUCUGUAAAUUAGGUAAUCGUAGUUGUAUGUAAAAUAUGUCACGAUGUAUCAACAUUCUUGUUUUUCAGUGUGUUAGUUGUAUAUACUUGUAAUUUACUUUUUUAUCUCUAGAGAUUUCUGAAUUUUGGAACUGACCAGAUUCAUUUUCUCCUUUAAUCAGUUGAUUUCUGCGAAUGGGGCUCCAAAGUAUUGUCAGUACGAUGUUGUGAGUUUGCAUUUACAAUGCAAAAUUGAAUUGAUUUUCGGAAGCUCCUGUCCACAAGAAGGUUAGAAGUAUCGAUUUUCAUUUCCGUGAAUUUUUAAACUGAUUGAAAUCUUGAGUAAUUUUCCUACCCUUGAUCCAAAGCAACAGUAUGUUAAUCCCAUGUUAUCAUUAUAAUUUCAAGCCUGUGCAUUUAGUACUUAAAUAUUCAAAUUAAAGAAAGUAUGAUUUCAAUAUUAUCCUUAACACAGUUGAUGAUUUUUUCGAUAUUUGCAACUCCUAAUGUAGCAAAGAAUUGAUGGCUGGACAAAAAAAUGUGUACCUCCAUUGUAAUGUCUAAAAAUCUCUGAUUAUGUUUUAUUUUCUUCCAGAAAAACUACCUAAUCAAAAUUUUUCUAUGUAAUUUUGUGUAAUUCUUUAGUAAGUACAAAGGAAUAGAAUUAAUCAAAAAUUUCAACAGAAACUGUAGGUCAGUAUUCCUUUGAAAAAUUAAAACAUGAGCGAAGUCUUGCAGUUUCAAAACCUGAGGAACACAUUUCGACUUUAACUACCAAUUUAUAGCUCUCUGGUUUGGGAUUUUAUGUUUUUGGUGCAAUUCUUGACGACGGAGAAAAGUACAUUUUUCCAAUUAUUUUAAAAUUCUAUGACUUUGUAGGCACCAAAAUAUAUCUAUAACAAUAAUUAUGAUCUACAUAAAAGUAAAUUUUUCCAUUGUUCAUGAACCACUGAUUUCAUGUGCAAAUUAUUAGCCAUGAAUUGAAAUCUCUUGGAUCUUCAUCAAACAUCACUCAAAUUCUCAUCACAUCUGUCUUUGGUGUUAUUAUGUAGGAAUUCUCCGAAACAAACAUUUCAUAAAGGAUCAUCACAAACGUCAUCAACUCACCUAUGUCCGUUUAAUGUUAGUUUUUCAAUGAUUCUAGAGAAUCUUUUGGUGACUUGAACCAAGCUCUGCUCUGCUUAAAAGGUUCUAGCAGCAGGUAGGGCUUUGGUGUGAAUGGAAUGCCAGUUCACAAAGUUUGGAACUCUUAAAGAAUUAUGAUCGAAAUUACUCUGAAUAAUACGCAAGAGAAUUUUUCAUCUUUUGGCCAGGAAGCUUGACAACUCCAUGCGAAACUGAAUAUGGCCGCCAUGUGUUGCAGUUUUUAAAUUAAAAACCAGUGACGUAACAAACGUUAUCCAAUAAUAACCAACACUUUUUCUUACCUCCAUUUCAAAUUAAAUUUAAUAAGUAGUUGAAAAGAUUGGUUUUUACUUGAGGGGUGUCUUCUGACGGCGGCCAUAUUUAACUUUGUGAAAUCGGAUGUUUUAUCUGUAACAAACCAUGUCUUUGCUGUAGUAUCCUUUUGAAGGAAGCUCUAAAGUCCGCUGAUCUCUUACACAAUCAUUAAGUUAGGAGUGAAUUUCAGACUUUCCUGAUACGUUUAUCGUGAUUUUUAAGCUAUUUUCCUUAGAAAACGAAAAACGAUUCUACUGUACGUAACGCCGAAGUUUGCAAUAGACCAAUCAAGAAAAUUAAAAGUGUGACCAGGAGUUCAGCAGAUGAACUACUUUUACUUACAAAAGAAAAAAUUUAGAUCGGGAACCUCAGAAAUAACUUUACAAAUUACUUUAAGUGAAACAAUUUCUUUCUAUUUUUAUUUUUUGCUGUGAAAAGCAGUUUUGCUGGUUUACUCUCAGAACAGAACUCCUCUGUUAAUUAUGUCAUUAAGAUAUCGGCUGGACCUGAUCCAGUGUUUUAUUUCUUUGAUGCUGACGGACCACCAACAUCAAAUCAAUUCUUAAACCUGUACAAGAAAAAAAAAGUUGGUAUAAAAUUUUUAGUGUUAGUUAAUGAAAGAGUUGAUAGCAUGAAGAAAUAUCCAAUGCUGAUGGUGGAGGAACGAAUCUGCAAAUUUUCGAGUUUAAAAUUAAGGCGAUAUCAAGAAAGAUGUAAAAUAUAUUAUUUGCCAGCAAUCUAUGGUCAUGCUUCCAUUACCUACACUGCAAACUGAUAUUAGCUGGGAACCCCAAACAGAAAACAUGCCUCUUUGUACAAAAUAUUUUCUGUUCAUCUUACGUAUAUUAUUUUUUUUUCUUGUUACCAAAAAUUAGAGAGAAGCCACUGUAAAGCAGGAUUGGAAUUCUGUGUAUUCACUAAUGCAGUAGAUUUCUAAAUAAUUAUUUUUCAGGGUAUCGCCUUAAUUUUUCAAUGUUUUUGAGAGGAUUUUGUAAACUACUCUGUAACAUUUUUGAAAUACAUUCAUGUUAAUUUAUCAUUGUGAUUCAUCUCUUCAUCCAAAUUAAAUUAUUAUUAUUUUAUA